AUGCUAGGGCGAGACGCUGCACAGAUAGAAUCUUGCUCCUCUACAAUUGCUAGACGAGAUGACCAGACCCUGCUGUACCGGGAUGACCAGCUGAUGUUGCCUCAUCGCGCCAUUUCUUGCACCCGGAGGGUAUACGUCGCUGUCCUGCUCCUGGCAGCUUCCAUCAGGGGAGAAGAUGCCAAGAAGUCAACCAAGAGAGGAGUGUUCGGCGAGGGACUGGUAGGAGGAUACGGUCUUGGAAGUGGUGGAUACUCUCUUGGAAGCGGCAGCCUAGGCGUUGGAGGAAGUAGCUAUGGUCUCGGAGGAAGUUACGGAGGAAGUUAUGGUCUUGGAGGAGGAAGUUACGGCCUUGGAGGAGGAAGUUAUGGUCUUGGAGGAGGAAGCUAUGGUCUUGGAGGAAGAAGCUACGGUCUUGGAGGAAGAGGUUAUGGUUUGGGCUCCGGAAGUAUUGGAGGUCUCUACAGCGGUCUUGGAGGCUACGGGGGAAGUUAUGGUCUAGGAGGAAGUUCUCUUGGUCUCAACUACGGCUCCAGCCCCGUCGUCAACACCGUCUCUCACGCUGUUCCCGUUCCCGUUCCACACCCCGUACCUGUUCCUGUUACUCGUCACGUGCCUGUACCUGUUCCUCAAGCCGUCCCAGUUCCCGUCCCGAGACCUUACCCCGUCCCCGUCCCACAACCCUACCCAGUAACAGUUACGCGUCAUGUUCCAGUCACAGUUACACGUCCAGUUCCCCACCCUGUUCCCCACCCGGUACCAGUCGCAGUUCCUAGACCGUACCCUGUUCCUGUUCCCCAACCGUACCCUGUAACUGUUACUAGGAACGUACCUGUUCCAGUGCCACAUCCUGUAAUAGUCCGUCAGCCUGUAGCUGUCCACUCUGGUAUCUCUUCCUAUGGUGGAAGUGUAGGAUCUCUGGGAUCUCUGGGAUCAUACGGUGGAAUUGGAUCAUCCUACGGUGGAUCCAUUGGAUCAUACGGAAAUGGUAUUGGGUCAUCCAUUGGAUCAUACGGAAGCAGCAUUGGAUCAUCCAUUGGAUCAUACGGAAGCGGUAUUGGAUCAUCUAUUGGAUCGUACGGUGGUUCUCUAGGGUCUUCCAUCGGAUCAUCCUACGGACAUGGAGGUUCCAUUGGAUCUUACGGAGGCUCUCUUGGUUCCUACGGAGGUUCUUCCUACGGUCACCACUAGACAUAAUAUACGGCCAUAUUGUCCGUGCCAUCACCUCCUCUAGUAUAGGCUCUCAAAGAAGUUAACCAGAGGACACCACCUGUGAUUUUGUACUCAAUUAGUGUUAUUUUUAUUUUAGUUACCAUUGUGAAACCAAAUGCUCAAAGUAUUUAUUAAAGGAUUGUU
This is a messenger RNA of Macrosteles quadrilineatus (aster leafhopper), 1353 nucleotides long. Its product is annotated as keratin, type I cytoskeletal 9-like. Bases 1 to 1188 code for a protein of 395 amino acids. The record is from RefSeq and is a predicted model, not a curated record. NCBI's taxonomy places the organism in Eukaryota, Metazoa, Arthropoda, Insecta, Hemiptera, Cicadellidae. The transcript is spliced from 5 exons.